UUGUACAUAAUAUAUGUCAGGAUGUGUGUACAUGCAUUUAAUGAUAUGUUCCGAUUGUAAAUUUACCUUAAUUUCAAACAAGUUUCAUAUACUUACAUAUAUAUGUAAGUAUAUAUGUAAAUACAUAUUCAAUGCUUAACCUAUCCUUUUUAAAAUAAUUCUUUUCAUACGUGCUUUGGAAAAAAGGAUUUUCAAAUAAUAGUUGAGUAAAUGGAAACUUGAAAAUUACACGAGGAGAAUGGUACAUUCAAUAAUUAAAUUAGCUGCAUUUAGGUGUCCGUAUACAGUAAAUGUUUCAUGUAUAAAAUUUUUUAAGAGAAAUUAUGUAGUAAAUGUAUGUGAAAAAGCAGAAAAAAAAAUACACCCGUAUAAACAAAUACAUCCUUGGAAAUCAUUAGCAGAAUUUUCGGAAGAUCUUUUCAAUAAUAUAAUUUAUAAUAAAGAUGGAUUGGUAGCAUUAAACAAACCGUAUGGAAUAAAACGUUCAGGUUCAGAGGAAUUUCCAUAUAAUAUACCGAAUGGUGUUAGGUAUACAUUGAAAGAUGCUAUACCAUACAUUUCUGAACGGUUGAAAUACCCAAAUUUAUCUGUAAUUAGAAGUCCAGAAAUGUAUAUGAGUGGUGUUACACUUUUAUCAGCAGAUUCAAAAAUACAACAUGCUGUAGAAGUUUCACUUAUUCGAGCUAAUUAUUUUUCAAAUAUUUAUUGGGUAAUAGCAGUUGGGGUACCUCAACAAUUAGAAGGUGAUCACCGGUUGGCACUGAAGCUGAUGAGAAAUCCUAACUUUAACGGCACAAAGGCAGUUAUUAUUACAUCAUGGACAAAAAAUGAUGAGAAAUUAAAGAGGAUAAAACUGCUAAAGACAAAAUAUAGAGUGUUAUCCAAUUCUAUGUUGAAUUUAUGUUCGUUGAUUGAAAUAACAUCGUCCACUAAAAGAUGGCAUGCAGUUAGAUUGUUUGCAUCAACAUUUUUAUAUACUCCAAUUCUUGGAGAUAAUUGUUGUGGAUCACGAGUUCAGAAAGUUGGCGAUACCUAUCUAAAGGUUGAUCCAUUUCUUGAAUAUGCUAACUUACCGCCGAAAUUGGAUAAGAAACUUCUACAUUUAUUGGAUGUAAAUCCGGCACAACAUAAUAUCAUUCCUGCUCAUCUACAUUUAAGAUCAGUAGUUUUACCGUACUAUUUCGGAGAGACUGUAACAAUUGAGGCUCCUUUAAUGCCACCUUUUGAUUGGACAUAUAAACGACUUGAUUUUAAACAUUUUAUGAUAAAAUAAAUGACAGUAUUUCUCGCAAAUAAUAUAUGUAGAAUUACAGUACAAACAAUGAACAGCGUAGAUAUUAUUUUUAAUUUGUACCAUCAAAUUUGAUAGAUACCUACAUAAUUUAGCA
Molecule: messenger RNA, 1388 nt
Organism: Osmia bicornis bicornis
Lineage: Eukaryota; Metazoa; Arthropoda; Insecta; Hymenoptera; Megachilidae
Product: mitochondrial RNA pseudouridine synthase rpusd4-like
Exons: 4
Coding region: 239-1273 (344 amino acids)
Biological process (GO): pseudouridine synthesis
Molecular function (GO): pseudouridine synthase activity; RNA binding
Source: RefSeq, a predicted model, not a curated record